Perognathus longimembris pacificus (Pacific pocket mouse) is the source of this 3855-nucleotide messenger RNA. It is a transcript of the gene Gtf2a1, whose product is annotated as general transcription factor IIA subunit 1. The record is from RefSeq and is a predicted model, not a curated record. Gene Ontology annotation, cellular component: transcription factor TFIIA complex. Gene Ontology annotation, biological process: transcription initiation at RNA polymerase II promoter; transcription by RNA polymerase II. Lineage: Eukaryota; Metazoa; Chordata; Mammalia; Rodentia; Heteromyidae. The transcript has 9 exons. Bases 410 to 1540 code for a protein of 376 amino acids.
UUGGCUCGCUAUAUAUAGGGGAGAAGCGGGAGGACCGGACGGCUGGAGCUGCAGCCGGUGGCGGCAGCGGCGGCGCGGGGAGCGGCGGCCGGUGGUGGUUUCCCUCCUCGGCGCCUGGUGGGGAGUGGGCGACGCCCCCCCCCCCACCGCCAGACCCGCCAAGGGUCGUCCUUUUUUUUUUUUUUUUUAGAUUUUGUUUCUUGAGGUUCCCCGGCUCCGGGCGGAGUUGCCCCCCUCGCCUCCCCCGUGCUCCUGCGGGAUCGAUCUUGUUUUAAAUUUUCGUCCCCAUCUUGUUGGUGACCUGGGUCACCCUUCGGCUUUUUCUUUUUUCCCUUUUUUUUUUUUUUUUUAAAUCUUGUUUCCUCGAGGUUGUCUCCCCCCUCCCCUCUUGUUUGUGUUGUGUGUGGAAAUGGCGAACUCGGCAAAUACAAAUACCGUGCCUAAAUUAUAUAGAUCUGUGAUUGAAGAUGUUAUUAAUGAUGUGAGAGACAUCUUUCUGGAUGAUGGAGUGGAUGAGCAAGUCCUCAUGGAACUAAAAACAUUAUGGGAGAAUAAGCUAAUGCAGUCUAGGGCAGUAGAUGGAUUUCAUUCAGAAGAGCAGCAGCUUUUAUUGCAAGUUCAACAGCAGCAUCAACCCCAGCAGCAGCAGCAUCACCACCACCACCACCAUCAGCAAGCUCAACCUCAGCAAACCGUACCUCAGCAAGCACAGACCCAGCAAGUCCUUAUUCCUGCAUCACAGCAAGCCACAGCACCACAAGUUAUUGUUCCUGAUUCUAAACUGAUACAGCAUAUGAAUGCAUCAAGCAUGAGUGCUGCUGCUACAGCUGCUACCUUAGCACUGCCUGCAGGUGUGACUCCUGUUCAACAGAUAUUAACAAAUUCUGGUCAGCUUCUCCAGGUGGUCAGAGCAGCCAAUGGUGCCCAGUAUAUCUUUCAGCCUCAACAGUCAGUAGUUCUACAACAGCAGGUUAUACCACAAAUGCAGCCUGGUGGAGUUCAAGCUCCUGUUAUACAGCAGGUCCUAGCUCCUCUUCCUGGUGGGAUUUCACCACAGACAGGUGUCAUCAUCCAGCCUCCGCAAAUAUUAUUUACAGGAAAUAAGACUCAAGUCAUACCUACAACAGUGGCAGCACCCACACAAGCACAAGCACAGAUAACUGCAACUGGCCAACAGCAACCACAGGCUCAGCCUGCUCAGCAACAAGCUCCAUUAGUGUUACAAGUUGAUGGAACUGGGGAUACAUCAUCUGAAGAAGAUGAAGAUGAAGAAGAAGACUAUGAUGAUGAUGAAGAGGAAGAUAAAGAGAAAGAUGGAGCUGAAGAUGGGCAGGUGGAGGAAGAGCCCCUCAAUAGUGAAGAUGAUGUGAGUGAUGAGGAAGGACAGGAACUCUUUGACACAGAAAAUGUUGUUGUAUGCCAAUAUGAUAAGAUACACAGGAGUAAAAACAAAUGGAAAUUUCAUCUCAAGGAUGGUAUCAUGAAUCUUAAUGGAAGAGAUUAUAUAUUUUCCAAAGCCAUUGGAGAUGCAGAAUGGUGAAGAGUUGUUUCUUUUCUUUUAUAAAUAAAACAAAAGAAACUUAAAAAAAUUUAAAGUGGAUGCUUUGAAACUUGGACAUAUAUCAACCAAAACUUCACUUCUGCAUGUCAGCAAAGUGCAAGUAGAAACAAAGCUACUGGAACAAAGAUAGACCUUGACAACAUAGACACUACUUCUAACUGGCAAGCCAUGGAACUGUAGCACCUGGGUUACUUGGGGUGGGAGGGAAGGGUUUUGUGUAGGAGAACCAUAAUUGUCAAUUUUAAAUACAGGAACCUGCCACUGGUAAUUAGCAUGUAAAGCUUUGUCUAUAUACCUUCCUCCAACUUGGGCUCAACCAGAAGUUGCUUGUUGGAAUGAAUUGAAGAAACUUCCCUUUUGAUAGAUUGAACUGAAACUGCUUAUUGUAUGUGGUUAUAUUUGGUAAAAAUGGAGUGUGAGCUUUUUACAAAAGGGCAAAAUUAUGGUGUUGAAUUUUAAUUCACUUGUAUAAGAAAAAAUUUAAAACUCAUAAUAGGUCUUAACUAUUUUUACUUGUUAUUUUCCCUCAAUAAUAUAUACCUCUUCUUUGCUUUAUGAAACAUCUAUUUAAGAUGUACAGGAAAUAAGUGAUCACAGUUUGGAGACAGUUUGACCCAGAAAUGAAUAUUUUAAUUAGGUUUUCAUACUUGUUAAAUAUAAUUUGAAGACUUAGGUCUUAUCUGAGUUGAAUGGAAUUAAAAUGACAACUUUAAUUUCCUUACUAAAAACUUGUUUUUUUUUUCAUAUUUCAAAAUGAAGCCCCAUAUUGAUUUGUCAAGAAUACAUUUUUAUUUCACAAGGGUACUAUCUAGCUAAAAAUUAAAUAGACAUGAAUAUAUGGAAAUUUUUCUUGGGUGGAAGUGUGUGCUUACAUAUAUAGACAUAUAUGGUCUUGAAGUGAAACUGUCAGAUGACAUUCUGUACAUUAAAGCAUAAGGGCAGGUGAUGAGGAUCUGAAUUUUUAUUAAACAAUUUAGUAAUUACAGAAGUUUCUUGUGUUUACUAGUAAAGAAUGUAAGAAAACUAUUAUUUUAAUUUAACAACGUUUUUAAAAGCAACUUUGUAAUUGAGGGGGGAAAUAGGGGUGGGUAGAGGGAGGUGGGCCACUAAGUACAUAUUUACCUCUUUUUAAUUGGGUGGCCCUUCCCGGCCACUGAUAAUACAGACUCUGGCCACUGAUAAUACAGGCUCCAGUUUGCACAUUGGAAAUAAUAAGCAUAUACAUUUGACUUGUAUAUUAAAAAUAAUAGAAGUUUAAUAUUUAUAUUAAGAAUGGUUAACUAUUUCUGCAAUAGACUCUAAAGAACAAUGUGGCAUUGCUGUGUUCAUUGUGAAUCAGCUGCCUGGGAGACCUGCAGCAACACUCACCUCCACCUUUUUGUUUUUAGUGACAAUUCUGCUUUCCAAGUGUUUUGACAAAAUUCUCAUUAUAUAUAUAUAUAUAUAUAUAUGUCUUCCAUUUGCCUUUAUGUGUUUCUUAGGAUCAGACAAACACUUUAUAUUACCAAGGAGAAAACUGAGCUAUAUAGUGUUUCUUACGCUGUUUUAAUGAAAGUCAUCAAAUAUUUUCAACAAAAAGCUAUUCAACUUUUUCUUUUUGGCCCACUUUCCACCUCACUUGCCAGUUUGUUCUCUUUAACUUACAUUCAAAGAUUGGUAUGAACGGUAUUAUCUAGUAUGCUAGUAGUUAUGUUUGACAUAGAUACCAUAACUGCUAAUAGUUUUAAUUCUGAUUAUUCACUUUGCUUUCUGGAGUGAUGUUUGUUACCACUCAAAGCACACACAGUUUUAUUGUUUAUUAAGACUGGGAGGAGGGAGUAAAAAUGGAGAAGUUGUGUUGUUCAUUUGUCCUUCAGUAUAGUUACUGGUAGGUUUAUAAUUACUCAAUGAAGAAGUCAGUGACCUAAACUACCUAUGAAAGUUUAGCAGUGUUGCUGAAAUGAAACUAGUUAUUCAGUAGUUGUUAGCUACUGAAACUUGAUAGUCAGCACAUGGCUUGGGCCCUUUUUGUAGAUAAACAUCCAUAUUCAUAGUAGCGUAUUAUAUACUGGCCUGUUUUUAAAAGCUCUUAUUUUCAAACAUGAACAACCACUGCUUUCAGAAUGACUCACGAGGCUUAUUUUGAAGCAGAAAAUAGCCAUUUGUAUUUGCACCUGUGUAUUAAUUAUAGCAUAUUUGGCAUAUUAAUUAUAGCAUAUUUGGCAAAUGCUUUUGUCUGUGAAAACUAAGAGCUGGUUCAAACAACACUGCAUACCAAAUUGUGCUCUUAUAUACUAUUGCAUUGUAUUCCUUUU